AUGACGGUUGGACUGCACUCUAUACCGCUGCUCAGGACGGUCAUCUUGAUGUCACCAGGUAUCUCAUCACUCAAGGAGCUGAGUCAAGGAGCUGAGGUGAAUAAUGGAGAUAACGACGGCUGGACAGCAUUACACGUUGCUGCUCAGAAUGAUCAUUUAGAUGUCACGAAACAUCUCAUCAGUCAAGGAGCUGAGGUGAAUAAGGGAGACAAUGACGGCAGGAGAGCAUUGUAUGCUGCUGUUCAGGAGAGUCAUCUUGAUAUCACCAAUUAUCUCAUCAGCCAAGGAGCCGAGAUGAAUGAGGGAGAUAAUGAGGGUAUGAAUAGUCAAGGAGCUGAGGUGAAUAAGGGAGAUACUAAGGGCAGGACUGCAUUACACAGUGCUUCUCAAGGAGCUGAGGUGAAUAGGGGAGAUAAUAAGGGUGGGACAGCAUUACACAGUGCUACUCAGAAGGGUCUUCUCGAUGUCACCAAAUAUCUCAUCAGUCAAGGAGCUGAGAUGAAUAGGGGAGAUAUUGAGGGCAAGACUGUAUUACACAGUGCAGCUCAGGAAGGUCAUCUUGGUGUCACAAAGUAUUUGCUAGCGUUAGGAAUAAGUGUAAACAUUGUUGACAGAAACGGCUCCACCCCCUUGCAUAAUGCUGCUAUGAACGGUGACUUCGAUAUUGUUAAGGUCCUGCUUGAGGAAGGAGCCCUAGUUGAUGUAAAAGAUGUCAAUGGACAGAACCCGCUGCAUCUAUCUUCCAAGAAAGGAAACCCCGACUCCUCCGACAGCUUGGCAAAACACGCAAAGAUCACUGGGAUUCUCGAUGAUCGUGAUGACGAUGGAUUGACUGCCAUUCACCUCGCCACUCAAAAUGGCCACACACCGGUUGUCGAAUCGCUGGUUUCUCAUGGAGCUUCCUUGAACAUCCGGUCGCACAAAGGAAAGACCUGUCUCCAUGAAGCCAUCACACUUUCUGAUCACGAGGACAGAAAAGAGCAAACACAAGGGAAAUCUAAGCAGAUCUCAGAGGACUUCUAUCAGCAAGAGCUUUCCCCAGAGAAGGCUUUGGUCUUAUACCUGCUGGAGCACGGUGCAAAGCUAGAUAUAAGGGAUGGUGAAGGCAAACUACCAGUCCACUAUGCUACCAAUGAAGUUUUCCGACAGAUGAUAUUUUCAAAAGGUACUACUGAGGCCGAGGAGAACGAUUAUGACAAACUUCCGGAAAUGGCGCAAAGUGAUGGAACAGACGAUGUAGAGCAAGUAAACCACGCCUUAGAUGGUAGUUAUGCAAGUGGAAAGUUUGGGGCUCUUGGAGGAAAGCUGUCCACCAAAUCGCAUGGGUUUACACUCCACAUUCCACCUGGUGCCCUUGAGGAAGAUGAGAAAAUCAGCCUUCGGGUCCUGACCGAGAUUCCAAAUGGCCUCACACUUAAAGAGGACGAGCUUCUAGUCAGCCAUGGCUUCAAGUGUUACCCGUCUGGGCUACGCUUUAAGAAACCGGCAAAGCUGAUAAUACCUCACUGUGCAUUAGUUACUGCUCCUAACAAAGUACAGACCAUACUGUAUUCCUGGAAUCAGUCAGGUAACUAA
Messenger RNA from Strongylocentrotus purpuratus (purple sea urchin), 1575 nucleotides. RefSeq names its product ankyrin repeat domain-containing protein 50-like. The transcript is spliced from 8 exons. Gene Ontology annotation, biological process: RNA processing. Bases 1 to 1575 code for a protein of 524 amino acids. NCBI's taxonomy places the organism in Eukaryota, Metazoa, Echinodermata, Echinoidea, Camarodonta, Strongylocentrotidae. Gene Ontology annotation, molecular function: RNA binding; protein binding; RNA nuclease activity. The record is from RefSeq and is a predicted model, not a curated record.